Peronospora belbahrii is the source of this 762-nucleotide messenger RNA. Lineage: Eukaryota; Oomycota; Peronosporomycetes; Peronosporales; Peronosporaceae. The record is from the annotation of a GenBank genome assembly.
AUGGAUAUUACUGUUCGUGUCGAGGUACAAUACGUAGCACCUGAACAUGCACUUAUUCGCGACGUGCUACAGAUGUUUCGCACGCCUGCCUGGGUGCGAUUCAUGGUGCGAUAUAUCUCACCACACCUCAAGAAUGCCGCACCUGCCGACAAGUCGGUCAUGGAUAGUCUGUCUUCCUGGAUUGUCAGCAAUAGCAACAUCAGCAGUGGCAAGCGGCGAAUUUCCUGCGUCUCUUCUAGCUCUACGACGACGACAACAUCGUUGCAAUCUACCGAUGACUGUGUCAUUUGCCUAAGUGAACUGGAAAGCGGCGUUGACAAGUACGUAGCGCUGCCGUGCGGCCACCAGUUUCAUCUGCCAUGCAUCCGCUCAUGGCUCAAGCUGCGCAGCACAUGCCCGAACUGCCGUUUUCAGUUUCGUAAGGCCUUUUCCGGUAGUUAUGCUGUGCGGACGCUCAACUCGGCGCUGCUGCUCAAGCAGGAGCACCGGCCUUUGCCUAAGGAGCAGAUUCUUAACACGUGCGUGGGCCGCGAGACGAUUCGUGCUGUUGUGAAUGUCACCCUCAGCCAGAUCGCCGCGCACGCAAAGCAGAGCCAAUAUCCAUGCGUACUCAAUGCGCUCAUGAUGCACUCAAACGGCGAUAGCUUCACAGAGUCGACGGCAUCUGCGGAUGCGGCGUUGGCCAAGAGUAGCGGCAGCGACAAAGAGACGGAAGAUGGUGGUAGUAGCGAACCCCGAGCUAAGCGAGUGCGUGUGGAUUAA